Alosa sapidissima (American shad) is the source of this 4210-nucleotide messenger RNA. RefSeq names its product uridine-cytidine kinase 2a (gene uck2a). Gene Ontology annotation, molecular function: ATP binding; kinase activity. The record is from RefSeq and is a predicted model, not a curated record. NCBI's taxonomy places the organism in Eukaryota, Metazoa, Chordata, Actinopteri, Clupeiformes, Clupeidae. The transcript has 7 exons. Gene Ontology annotation, cellular component: cytoplasm; cytosol. Bases 62 to 871 code for a protein of 269 amino acids.
GGUGGGGGUAGAAUGUAGGAGGAGCGCACCAGCUGAACCAAACCAAAACCUGAGUGACUGUAUGUAUGCGUUGACAGCAAGCAUGGCAGGCGACAGCGAAACCCGGCUGGACAAUCAAGCCGAAAAAGAGCAUGUAACCCGGCAGCCUUUCCUCAUCGGGGUGGCUGGGGGAACUGCCAGCGGCAAGUCGUCCGUCUGUGGGAAGAUCAUGGAGUUGUUGGGGCAAAAUAAGAUCGACCACCACCAAAGGCAGGUGGCCAUCUUCAGCCAGGAUAGCUUCUACAAGGUCCUCACCCCCGAGCAGAAGGCCAAAGCCCUCAAGGGCCAGUUCAACUUUGACCAUCCAGAUGCCUUUGACAAUGAGCUCAUAAUGAAGACCAUGUGGGACAUUGUGGAAGGCAAAACCGUCCAUAUUCCAGUGUAUGACUUUGUUACUCAUUCCAGGAAGGAGGAGACCGUUACAGUUUACCCAGCAGAUGUUGUGUUGUUUGAGGGCAUCCUAAUGUUCUACUCCCAGGAGAUCAGGGACCUCUUUCAGAUGAAGCUGUUUGUGGACACCGAUGCUGACACUAGAUUAUCACGCCGGGUGCUGCGCGAUAUUAAUGAGCGAGGAAGGGAUCUGGAACAGGUGCUGUCGCAGUACAUCACCUUUGUCAAACCAGCCUUCGAGGAGUUCUGCCUGCCGACCAAGAAGUACGCUGACGUAAUUAUUCCUCGAGGGGCUGACAAUAGUGUUGCCAUAAACCUGAUCGUUCAGCACAUCCAGGACAUUGUGAACGGCGGCCUGACCAAGAGGCUGAAUGGCUGUGUGAACGGCUACAUCACACCCCGCAAACGCCAGCCUUCAGAGUCCAGCAGCCGACCCCACUGACCACACUGCCUCUCUUCACUUAAACACAGGACUAGGCAGAGAACGAGAGUGGUGGUGGAAGAGGGCGAGAAGGAUGGAUGGAUGAAUGGGAGACCUGUACAUAUUACAUUACGAGUUAGCAAACACUAUUUAAAGAAAAAACACACAAAAAACACAAUCCAGAAGAAAAAUCGCAAAAGCUGCGAAACUGCCUUCGUUCAUUUUUUUUCCUUCAUUUUUUCUUUUGGAUGAUGAUGACAUGGAGUUCCUAGUUUGGAACUUUUAGUAGGUCAGAUAUGACCUUAUUUUCUUAUUGUAUUUAUUUCUGUUUUUUGUUUUUAUUAUUAUUUUUCCAGUCCUUAUUUGUGCUUGCAGGUGUGAGUUAAAGGAGGGAGGCAGUCUGUGCUAGGCCUUGUGAAUUGGAUUCUGUCCUUGAGCGCUGUGCUGUUAGAGGACUGCUUUUUGUUGCUGGUUUUUUUUUUUUUUUUUUUUCCCGUUUCUUGAACGUCAUUCAUUGUCAAAAACGUCUGAUCAGAGUUGUUUCUACCACCAUGCUUCAUCAUUGAGCAUGGUGGGUAGGAGUGGAUUGUGUCAGUGUCGGAAGGCUUGAUUUUUUUUUAAAUUAUUAUUAUUAUUAUUAUUAUUAUUAUUAUUUUGGUUACAGUACAAGGCUCAGAUGUGUGGAAGAAAAGGCAAAAAAAAAUGCUAACUUGAGGUUCAGUGACCCAUCUGAGAUGCAGUGACUUUUACUCAGCUGGCUUUGUCUGAAUAGGGCUGGAUGUUUAAGCUGUUCAGUGUACUUCGAUGUACUGUAUUUAACUGUCAUUCUUACCAUGUCUGACAUCCCUGUCCCCUUUCCUCCACCCCCUCAAGCAACACAAGCAUCAGGUUUGGGAAUGACUGGAAAUGUAGCCACUUUGGCAGAAAUCCCCCCCCAUUCCGCUCCGACUCCACUCCUGCGUAUUCCAUCCUGCCACUGCAGCACUCCCAUAGCUGCUCUGGCUUUUGCAGCUCCUAGCUGCACACUUGGUGUUCACGUCUCCUAGUUUUCCGCAAGGGAGAUGUCUGACUUGGUCGCCAAAAAAAAUGACAAUAAUGAUAAUUUCAACAAAAAAAAACUCAGGCCACAGCCAGGUCUAAGCCUCUCAGGUGUAGUGCCUAGUGUGUUUGAGAACUCAAGGGCAAGAAAGACUGAUAGAUUGGAGACCAUUUAGUGUAUAAGACCUGAGACUGAGGUCCAGUGGUUUGGGCUGUGUGUUUGCUCUGGGACCUGUUUGAGAAGAAAGGCUGGGCAUUACUUGCAUGACCGCCAGUGUUAUUUCAGUUCCAGAUUACCCCACUGUUACGUGUUUUUUGUCUUUGAAAAAUUCCUCCUUGGUUGUUAUGUCUGCUUUUUUCAAGCUCCAAAGAAUGUUCAUGGUUUUUUGCUUCUGUCAAGGCAGUCCUUCUGAGGCUCUAAAUGUUUAAGAUGAGGUUGUCCCUAGUGAAAUUGGCCACGUUGCGCAAUAUCAUUUGUCACAGGAUGUCCACCGUGAUUUCUACAGCUGUGGAUCUUAGCUUAACCAAACACGAACCAUGAUACAAUGGCAAAACAAAUAAGUUGAAUACACUUUCCCAGCAAAGCAACAGACAAUAGAAGUCACCAAAGUAGUCUCUCAGUAUUGCCUAUUAUGUCUAGCAGGACACAGGGAAGCCAACUCCUUAUUUCCCUUACCUCUCUCAGGACCUCAACUGGAUGCUUGUUUUCUUGUUCCUCAGUUAUGUGUGCUAAAAGAACUUUCUAUUGAAACGUCAAUGCCUCUCUGUGACUUUCAAUACAAAGACUUCAAACACUGUUGUUACUGACGUCCCUAUGUUGAAAAUGAUGGCUAUGAAACAGGGUAGUUAAUUAAGUGUUUUCAUUUCACCUGACUUCUCUGCACUUUCCUCAGAAAAGAGUUGAUUAUAUUGAUUCAUGACUCAUGAAUAAAGGGUUCAUAAGGAGAUGGGCGCCUGAAGUCAGGGCCAGGUUUCCCAAAAGCUAAAAGCAAUGGUAAAUGAUGAGUUUUAUAAUCGUGCAUGCUCACUCCCUUGCAAUGACAUUGGUGCCUGCCUACCUAUAUUAUUUGAGCCGUGCCCAGAUAAAUAAAACAACUGUAUGAGAUACAUAUGUUUGUAUGACCUAAUAUCAAGUACUGUAUGUAUACCAUUUUGGUAUGAAAUGGGUCACACCACUAGAAAGAUCAAUUGGACAAUUUGUAUGACGCCGCCACUCUGAAUUUUGUUCUUAAAAAUGAUUUGAUCAUAUUACGUCAUCCAAACUGCUAUUAUCAACAUGAAGCCCUGCAGAUGUUGCUUUUGUUCCAGAGGGUCAUGUUGGCACAAACACACAAAAACACUGCUGUUUGGCUCAAGGUGUGCGGAGUCAAAUGAAGGCUGAUAACAAAACUGAAACACUUAAAGCCAGUUCAGUUUGGCUUUUUCAUAAACGGCACUAGUCAUGGUCACUAACCGGGGCUGUGUAGCAAUGAUUCAAGCACCAGCUUUGGCACCAGAUACAGUCUGCCUUAUUAACACAGGCCCUCACUACUUCCAAUACAAAAAGCUCAGCCAAAUCAGAACACUUACAUACACAUAGACAAGCCUGCUUUGCUAUUUAAGGUGUUUAUACAUUGGCUAAUGACUACUGCAUUUUGAAUGACUCUUCAAUGAUAAAUGUCAAGCCCUUCUAAAAUUACAUUAUUAUAUGUUCUAUUGGCUUGCUGACACUCUGUAUGUACAUAAUUGUGAGUAUGUAUCCAAUCAAUGUCUGUGAUUAUGUGUGUAUAUUUUCUCUUGUUAGAGGGCAAAGUUGAACUUGAACCCUGUUUCAAUUGUUCCCAUAUAAAUCUUAAUCAUCAAAGUUGCUAAAUGUUCCUUGCCUCAAGUACUGUAUUGAACACUGAAAGAAAAACUGUUUGGAGGUGGUGCAGUGGCUAAUGAUACUAAAAAGUGCUGUUACAAGCUUAACUCUGUAUUGCAAUUCAAAGGGGCCUUUGAUCUGGAGUUCGUUUGGACUAUUUAAGAGAGAGAGAAUUUAUCAUGUUAUGACAACUUAGAGCUCUACGUCUGUCCACUGUAGGGUACCAUCUGUAGACAGUGAGAAGUUCUACCAUAUGGAAGACAUUCAAAGAUAGAUAGUAUUUGACCUCACUCUCAAGUUUCUGUCACUAUAGCACUACGAAAGCAGUGCCUCCUCAAAAAUCUUUUUUUUCUGCCCUCAGGAUGGUACACACCCUUCCUUGUAUCAUUUUGUAAAUGUGUACAUGAAUGCAACAUGUGUAAUCAAAUCCACAAAAGCUACUGAAAAUGCAAUGAAUCUAAUAAAAAUUUUAUACUAUG